AUAUUAGCUCUCUUUCUAGCGUUUCUAAACUUUGAUUCCUCCUCUUAAAAUAAAUAAUGUUUCACCUAAUGAAUAAUCAAAUAUACUAGUAAGACAUAAGUUAUUAGUAUUUUAUUUGUUGGCAAUUUUCACACCAUUAAGCAAGCAUCAAGAAGGCUUUAUUGAAGACAUUAUUUGCAGGUUUAGUUUAUUUUAUUUUAUUUUUUAUUUUAGACAAUACAAUACUUAUUCUGUUUAAUUUAUAGAACACACACCAAAGAGGGUAACACUACACAACACAACACAACACAAAGCGAAAAUGCCAAUUUCAACGUCUCUUACCUUAACACCCACAAUCCCAAGAAUCGCUGCAACGCACACUUUCAACCAUUCCCAAUCCACCCUUCUCACAUUCUCCCCAAUUUCCAAACCCUCCCCUCUACGCGCCUUCCUCCCCCUCACCUCACGCGCCACCACGCGCCGCCGUUGCGCCGCCGUGGGCCCCGUGUGCCUCUUCACCGGCAUCGUGGAGGAGAUGGGCACCGUGAAGCACCUGGGCGAGGGCGCGGACGGCGGCUACGACCUGAAAAUCGCGGCUUCGACGGUCCUGGACGGCGUGCACCUCGGCGACAGCAUCGCCGUUAACGGCACGUGUCUGACGGUGGCGGAGUUCGACCUGAAAGUUUCGGACUUUACGGUGGGGCUGGCGCCGGAGACGCUGCGGAAGACGUCGCUGUCGGAGCUGUCGGUGGGGUCGGCGGUGAACCUGGAGAGGGCGGUGACGCCGGCGAGCCGCAUGGGGGGGCACUUCGUGCAGGGUCACGUGGACGGCACGGGGGUGAUUGUGUCGAUGGUGCCGGAAAAGGACUCGCUUUGGGUGAAGGUUAGGGCUGAAAAGGGGAUUUUGAAGUACGUUGUGCCUAAGGGGUUUAUUGCUGUGGAUGGUACUAGUUUGACUGUGGUGGAUGUGUUUGAUGAUGAGGGGUGUUUCAAUUUCAUGUUGGUGGCUUACACUCAGCAGCAUGUGGUGAUUCCUCUCAAGAAGGUUGGGGACAAGGUGAACCUUGAGGUGGAUAUUCUCGGCAAGUAUGUGGAGAGGCUUCUUGGUAGUGGUUUUGUUUCCUCUUAUGCUCAUAACAACUCUUGAUUCUCUUGUUAAGAGCCAAAAAAUUUAUUUUUGUUAAGAGGGGAUUUGAUUUUUCUUGGCUUGGACUGGUCCUGGUGUGGUUAGGUUAGAAACUCAAUAACAGGAUCAGGCAUUGAACUGGAUUUGAAUGUGUUGUAAUUUGUAACAUUUAUGUUCAUUAGGGGUUGAGUCAGCGGGGAAUCAACUGACUUUAUAGAGUUUAUAUGUUUUUCUUUGUUCUUGUUUGUUCAUUUGUCUUAUAGAUUUUUUUAAAGUGAAACGGAUCAAGUAAAAUGGUUAUAUGAGUUUUAGUACUAGAGAAAUGUUAGCAACAUGUUUUCUAUUA
Cajanus cajan (pigeon pea) is the source of this 1451-nucleotide messenger RNA. RefSeq names its product lumazine-binding family protein. The record is from RefSeq and is a predicted model, not a curated record. NCBI's taxonomy places the organism in Eukaryota, Viridiplantae, Streptophyta, Magnoliopsida, Fabales, Fabaceae. Gene Ontology annotation, biological process: riboflavin biosynthetic process. Gene Ontology annotation, molecular function: riboflavin synthase activity.